Molecule: messenger RNA, 1020 nt
Organism: Alternaria incomplexa
Lineage: Eukaryota; Fungi; Ascomycota; Dothideomycetes; Pleosporales; Pleosporaceae
Exons: 2
Coding region: 1-1020 (339 amino acids)
Source: RefSeq, a predicted model, not a curated record
AUGCGGAAGUUCGAACAUCAGCCCGACAAGGGAGGCCCGAAAGGAAGUGCAAGGGCCAGGGUGCAGCUACCGAUAGCGCAACCAGCCGCUAAGCCAGCAUCAAAUGGGCCUUCGGACUCAAACAACAUCACCUCAUCGAGCGCCGACCCGUACAAAGCAGCUCGCGAAGCUCUCGAUCGCGAUGGCUUCGUGGUCUUAUCGGCUUCGCUCUUCCCAUCUUUUGAUCUCGACGCCCUGCGCGCUGCUGCCUCCCGCAUGACAGAAGCGGCACGAUCUGGGAAAUGGCCAUAUAUACGUACAUUGCCGAAGCAGUUCCCACCAUGGCCACAAGAUCCCUCGAAAGGCAUCUGGGGCGUGCAGCAUCUGCUCCACCCGUCAAAUCCCGAUCAUCUCACAUUCGCAAGAUCGUACUUUGACAGCGAGCUUCUGAAGUACGUCGCAGCACUAAUUGGGUGUGGCGAGGACGAUUUGACCAUGGAAUUAUACAACAUGCUGGUUCGACCAGACGAGGACUUCAGUCUGCGCUGGCAUAGAGAUGAUGUCGCAGCUACCGCAACGCCUGAAGAAGAGCUCGAGCGAUUGAAGAAGCCAGGGCAUCACGCACAGUGGAACCUUGCACUGUACGACGACAGCAGCCUUGUACUUGUGCCUGGAUCGCAUAAACGCGCACGCACUGAGACGGAACGAAAUGCGGACCCGUACGAAGUACACAUGCCCGACCAGAUCAUUGUGCAACUCAAGGCAGGCGAGGUGGCCUUCUACAAUAACAACAUCCUACAUCGCGGCGUGUACGACAGUUCGAAAGAAAGGAUGACGUUGCAUGGAAGUAUAGGAACGACACAUGCGGGGAGCGAGCGAGCGAGGAAUGUGUUGCAGCACGGUGUCGGUGAUUGGGCCAAGGAAUACGAUUUCGAGGGAUUUGAACCUGACAUGGCAGAAAGGGCCAAGAAGAUGAGGGAGAGGCUCGUGGAGAUGGGGCAGAGAAGCGGAGAUGUUGGCUUCUUCUCGAAGGAUGAGUGA